AAGUCGACUAAUACUUUUCGGAGAAAGCUUUGUUCAUAAUAACAUUUCAAUUAAAUGGCUGUUAAUUAUAAAAAGAGCUCUCGUACUUAUGAAAAUGAAAAGUUUGACAGAAACGUAGCUGGUGUUGAGGAUGAAGAUGAUGAUCAAGCAGAUUAUGAGGAAAUUGCCGAAUAUGCUGAUAAACCACCAGAAACAAAAAAGAUUGAGAACAAAUAUACAGAUUGGAAUGAACGUGGUGCAAAAAAUCGGAAUGAACGUAGCAAAAAAUCAUUAGGGAACAACAAAAAUGAAAACACAAAAAAUGUCAGCUUAAAAUUACCUACGAAGCAAAAACUUGUGGAUGUAAAAGUAGUCAAAAGAAUAUGGAGAACCGCAUGCGCAAUAUCUGCAGUUGUAUGUGUUGUCUUACUGUUAGCUGUUGGUGUACUAUUGGGGUUGUUGCUAUCAACAAAAGCAUCCCCAUGUGCAUAUGUACAUUGUUUUCAUAAUGGGAAUUGUUCUGUUUCUGGAGAUAAAGCAAUAUGCAACUGUCAUGAUGGUUUUUAUGGAUCAAAAUGUGAAGAUACUCCAUGCGGCAGCUAUAGCUGUUACAACGGUGGGACGUGUUUUAUUGAUCAAUUGAAGCCAAAAUGUGCUUGCAAAGAAGGAUUUACUGGUGACCACUGUACAACAACACCAUGUUCAAGAUCACCUUGUGAACACGGUGGUACUUGUUCGGUGAAAGGUUCAGGAUUUUCUUGUGCUUGUGAAAACGGGUUUACAGGAUUGCAAUGCGAAAGUACUCCAUGCGUUAGCUAUAGCUGUCACAAUGGAGGAACGUGUUUACUUGAUAAUUUGCAGCCAAACUGUACAUGCAACAUUGGAUUUUCUGGUGUCCACUGUGAAAUUUAUGUUGCUGACUUUGAAACCAGCUUUGAUUCCAUGUUUAUUCAAGACCAGAAUGACGAUUUCAAUUGGCUAGUACAUUCGGGUAAAACAUCCAGUUCUAAUACUGGUCCUUUGGAAGCUUAUAAAGGCGUUCACUACUUAUAUUUUGAAACAUCGAAUGGAAAUGAGGGAUCUAUUGCACGAUUAGUAUCACGAGGCUUCAUAUUUGAUUCCCCUGGAUGUUUGAAGUUUCAUUAUAAUAUGAAUGGUGCUACAAUUGGUGCCUUAAACGUUUAUCAAGGAAACAGGCGAAUUUGGAGAAAAACCGGAAAUCAAGGAAAUCAUUGGCAACUUGCCGAACUUGUUCUUCAAGCUAACAGUUGCAAUUGCUCUAAGAUAUAUUUUGAAGCCGUCCAUGGAACAAGUCACACUGGUGAUAUUGCUAUUGACAACGUUGAAGUUCAUCUAUCAAGAUGCUGAUAUUCCUCGAUUUCACAGAAUAUAUAACGAGUCUUGAUUUGUGAAGUGAACACCUUUAUAUUGCUUUCAAUGGAAGUUGUAAAUAAGGCAACACUACAAUUUUAAAUGACCCGUAAAUACUCUGUAUAAUCGGAAUACUUAAAUUAUAAUAACAUUAACGGUACCAAUCUUGACUUGGAUAAACUUCAUUGAUUAUUUUCAAAUUGAAGAAGCGACAUAAUCUUUUAGUGGAAGAUAUUAGCAAGCAAAAUCGAGAGAAUUGUUUAAAUGAUAAUACAUGCAUGAAAAUUAGCACGAACCACUAUUGUUAUAUACUUUUUUUCAGUUAAAAACUGCUGGCCAUGAAAAACAAGGCCUUUUUCAAAAAUUGCUGGGUUUUUUCAGUUCGAAAAUAUUUAUUUUUUUGGAAUUUAAAUUUUUUUUAUCAGGUUUGGUGGCUACAUUCCCUGCAUGUGACGUAUUUAAAAGAAAUGAAUAUUUGACUCUUCAGGGUUUGCGGAUGCGCGAAAUGAAAUAAAAUUCACACAUACACAUUUGAACUAUUUACUAUUCACUUGGGGAAUUUGGAUUUUUAAUGAUAUUAUGAAUUGGUUUGAUAAUAUUUUUAUUGUUAUUGAAACAAAUGCGGUUAUCUAUUUUGCUCAUGAUUUGCCUCCACUACCAGGGCACAAUAAUGUAAAUCGUAGUCCAUCAAACAGACGAGGGUUUGAAGUUCGUAAACAUAUCUUGGUCGUCAUUCAAUUCCUCUAAAAACCUAUGCUCUUCUAUUUAUAAGUAAGUGUAACUUCUACAUGCAUGAUGCCACUGUUUGAAAACACGCCCAUUCAGUUGAAUUGAUCGAGCAUUCGAUGUAUUAACUGAAAAAAGUGGUUAAGUUUCAAAUCCCAACCAAAUACAAUUAAAGCUGCAUAUCAAUUAUUGUUGGUAUUGGCGAAGCAAAUUCAGUAGGAAUGGCUAGAUUUGUACGGAGAAGAUAAGUUUAUCGUUAUGUUUAGUGGAUAGUACAUUGAGAUUGCUACAUUAAAAAAUUGGGUGAUAUAUUGCAUGCAAGUGAAUAGACUUGUGCCCUCACUGAAGUGAAGAGGUCAGCUUGGCAGACAAUGGAAGUAUUUCCGGAUGUAACGGAUGUUUUAACUCGCUUUAAUUUUGAAUGAAUGAAUGGCAUGAUUUGAAUCAUUUGUCAGGAAACAGCGCCCUUAUGAUGCUAUCCGCCUACCAGAGGUUCUCUUCCGGAGCACAUCUAAAGAGAAGAAUAUCAAGGUGGACUCAAUCUGUUUGAUGCAUUCAACAGGUACACGUACCAAGUCAUGAACACUGGGUUCGGAUGAAUGAAAAAAUACCAAUGCCAGUAGGAAACCAAAAUGGACUUCUUUGGCUGCCGUUGAACCCUCAUAUCAGAAACUUUUGAAAUGCGGAUGCAACAAAUCCACCGGUGUUGAUAACUGUAAACAUUAUCGCUCUGGCCUUCUAUGUACGGGUUUGUGUAUUGGCAACUGUCAGAUAUAAUAAGAAAUGCAACUUGUCUUUUCUUACCAAACUAGUUAUUUGAACUUCACAAAAUGUAUGAUAUCUCUUAUAAAUAAGAAGAAAAUGAAGAAAAAAAAUGAAGUUUUCAACGUUUUUGUCGCCAUUUUUGGAACCGGAAGUCACUUUUUCGUGAUGUAUGUAUUGUUUUAUCGU
Mytilus trossulus (common blue mussel) is the source of this 3027-nucleotide messenger RNA. RefSeq names its product MAM and LDL-receptor class A domain-containing protein 1-like. The coding region runs from base 55 to 1347 and encodes 430 amino acids. Gene Ontology annotation, cellular component: membrane. NCBI's taxonomy places the organism in Eukaryota, Metazoa, Mollusca, Bivalvia, Mytilida, Mytilidae. The record is from RefSeq and is a predicted model, not a curated record. The transcript is spliced from 9 exons.